Aureobasidium subglaciale EXF-2481 is the source of this 801-nucleotide messenger RNA. RefSeq lists its product as uncharacterized. NCBI's taxonomy places the organism in Eukaryota, Fungi, Ascomycota, Dothideomycetes, Dothideales, Saccotheciaceae. The transcript has 4 exons. The record is from RefSeq and is a predicted model, not a curated record. Bases 1 to 801 code for a protein of 266 amino acids. Gene Ontology annotation, cellular component: intracellular anatomical structure. Gene Ontology annotation, molecular function: oxidoreductase activity, acting on NAD(P)H, oxygen as acceptor.
AUGCCUCUCUAUCGACCAGAAAACGUCGACACUCCUGUCCUGUCCCAGUUUUCUCUGAAGGGGAAGGUCGCAGCAGUGACAGGAGGAGCUCGAGGUAUUGGUCUUGAAGUUGUUCGUGGGCUCGCGGAAGCUGGUGCCUCGGUCGCACUUAUCUACACCACCAGUACUUCCGCUCCAGAGACUGCCGCUAAAAUCGCAAAAGAGACCGGCUCGAAGGUCACUGCUUACAAAGCCGACGUUACCAACAAAAAGGACAUCACAGACACCAUCAACCAAAUCGCAAAAGACUUUGGAAAGCUAGACGUAUGCGUCGCAAACGCCGGCAUUGCAUCACAAGUGCCAGGACUCGACUACUCCAAAGACCAAUGGCGCGAGAUUAUGAGCGUAAACCUCGAUGGUGCAAUGUACACCGCUCAAGCCGCCGGCAAAAUCUUUGAGCAGCAAGGAGGCAGUAACUCUAUGAUUUUCACUGCUUCCGUUAGUGCCAUUUUGGUCAACAUACCUCAGAAGCAAGCAGCAUACAAUGCUUCAAAGGCCGCAUUGGUACAUUUGGCAAAGUCUUUGGCUGUUGAGUGGACCGAUUUCGCCAGAGUCAACUGUAUCUCUCCAGGCUUCGUCGAGACUGACAUCCUAUCAAUUCACCCUGAGGAAUGGCGAAAGAAGUGGUUCGACAUGAUCCCAGGUGCUCGUAUGGCAAAAGCUGCAGAACUUAAAUCGGCUUACGUGUUUCUUGCAUCCGAUGCUUGCUGUUAUAUGACGGGCGCGAAUAUGGUCAUUGACGGUGGCUACACCCUGCCGUAG